AAUGGGACAAAUGUGUUGUAUGAUUUAUAGCAGUAGAAAUACGAUUGCGGAAGUGGUUAACACUAAGCAGGGGAGAAGAGAGGGUUUUGCAGUUUUGAAAUUACCGUUGAACAAAGGAUACGAAACAAGGACUCGGUUAUGGUGUGAGUUGCAGAGUCAAUUCAAUUCCAAUUUCAGAUUCAUCGGUAGCAUAAACACACACACAGUGACUGAAUAAGAGAAUGAGUACAGAGUUUGAUUCAACGUCGGCUCCUGAACCUCACAAAAUGUCUGGAGCUUCAUCUGCAGCAACUACUAGUGGCCAAAAGCUCUCUAUAUUUGCUGCCAAAUCUGGAUUUGUCAUCCCUAAAAACAAACUAUCAGGGUCAUUGGUCCCCAUUUUCCGAGGGGCUAAAAAGCAUGGGGUCCCUGGAGUAAUCAAUGAAGAAAGUUCAAAACAAAUUGAUAGGAGAUCGAAAUGGGGACCUGAUCUAACACAAGAUGCAACUGUUAGGAGGGGAAAGGCUUUAGCUUUGCAGAUUAGAGUCGAUCAAAUUACAAUGCAGUUGGAAUCAGAAAAGCUGGAAGUUGGGGACACUCAGAACAUGCCAUUGGCUGAGAAUCUAGAUAAAAGCAAGUUUGGCCCUCAAAUUAAUAGCAAGAAGUCAGAAAUGCUCGAACUUGAAAAGCGGGAAGUAAUAGGUGAAAUUCUCAAAUUAGAUCCCAGCUACAAGCCUCCACCUGGUUUUAAACCAUUGUUAAAAGAAGCCUGCAUUCCUUUGCCUGUCCAAGAAUUUCCCGGGUACAAUUUUGUUGGAGUAAUAUAUGGGCCUGAAGGUGAUAAUCAAAAGCGGCUAGAAAAGGAAACUGGUGCAAAGAUAAAAAUUCAUGGAACCAAAGCAGACACAGGAGAGAAAGGUGAAAUUAAGCCUGGAACUGAUAUCCAGUGCAGUUACAAAGAGAUGCAUGUUAAAAUAUCAGCUGAUGGUUUUGAUAAAGUGGAUGCAGCAAUGUCAAUCAUUGAACUACUAAUUAACUCUAUAACUGGGAAUUUAGCUUCUGGUUCUACACCCUCCGUGUCAGUUUCUAGGGACAGCACUGAUGUUCCAAUUCAAAGCCAAGGAGGCCCCUCUUCUCGUGCAGUUUCUCUAUCUCUGGAAAAUCAGGCUGGGCUGCAACCAAUAGCUGUUAAACAAAUGCAUGGGGAUAACUUUCAACACUCUGGUCCAUGGUUUUCAGUAGUUCCAUGUCAUACCCCUUUGUUUGUUUCUUCCGGUGGUAUAGCCUCCUCAAAUCCACCAGAUCUUGCUAGAGCUCCCCAUCUUUUGUCUCAAACUUCAAACAUGGCUUCAACUUUUGGCGCUCAACCUGUGCCUGUUGCAGGAUUUCAGCCAAUUAUUCAAAAUCAACAUGUUUCUAUGCAUGCACCACCACCACCAAGACAGAUUUUACAACAUUCCCAUAUGACUCAGGCAAGUCCUUUGGGUCACACUGGGCUGCCUAGAAAUCCUUCUAUAGUAUCUGUACAGAAUUUGUCAACUCCAACAAAUGCUUCACUUUCAUUUCCAGUUACUUUAAGCCAACCAACACCAAUAGGACAACUUCAUACAUCAAUUUCUUCCAUGCCUCUACCUAUGUCUGGCAUAUCACCAUCACCAAUACCUAACCAGCCAUUGACCCAUCUUGGGGUCUCUUCUGGGCAGAAUGAAUCAUCUGCCCCUGUUAAAAUGUCUGUAGGUCCUAGCAAUAUUGGGCCAAUGGCUCCACCAGCAGUUCCACCUACAAGACCUGCUUCUUUACAUCAACAAACGGAUAUUGCAUUUAUGCCACCACAACCAAAUAUUUCAAUGAUGCCACGAUCUGCCACCUUUCCUCCACAUCAAGCAGGAAUUUCCCCUAGACCACCAUCUACUUUGAGACCAAUGCCUGCACCUACACAGUCAUCUGUAAACCAUUUGUCUGGACCUGUUUCAUUUCCUUCACCUGGAAUAUCCCCUUCUUUCCCAUCACCUCAGCAAGCAGGAAUACCUAGUUCUGCUUCUGGAGUUGCUUCUUAUCACACCCAUGUACAACCACCUGUCUUGGUGACUUCAAAUUCUGGAAAUUUUACCUUUCAAUCACGCCGGCCUAAUGCAGACUACAGUCAUGUGGUUGCCAGACCAAACAGUCAGGCUACUCCUCAGGGUGCUGCUACACAAGAACCACCUUCUGGUCCACGGCCACUGCCAUUUGGGUUUGCUGUGCCUGAUCGACCUCUUCAAAUUUUUCCAAGGACACAAUUCCCCAAUCAGGUGGAUCAAGCUCAAGCUCAUGUGUCUAAUGCUCGCUUUGGGGGAAGAUCAGGUUCUGUCUCAAACUCGUUCCCACCACCCAGACCCGGUGCAUUCCCAUUUACUGGUCCAAUCCCACAAAUGGGCAUGAAGAACUUCAUUUCUGCCUCUCACUUGCCCAGUGCUGGUGCCCAAAGAGGCAUGCCCAUUCGACAAAGCUAUCCUGCUCAGAUGGCACGGCCAGAUAUCCCAAUGCCUCUGGAUCAGAAGGUUGUCAACAAUCCCCCCAUGACUCCUGGUAAGCCAGUAUAUCCUGCGGACCAAAUUUAUGAUCCCUUUUCGCCCACUUCCAUUGCACCUCCACAACUGAAAGGUAAUCCUGGAAAAUGAGGGAAUUGGAUAUGGCUAAGUGAAAUUUGAAGUUAUGACUGCACAGGCGCGAAAUUAUUGCAUAGAUUAAUAUUGAGCAUGAUUCUAGAAUCAUGUGAUAUCUAACCAGAAAGUUUGGGUUUGAUGACUUAUUGUAUUGCUAUUUUAUUGGGCGUUUCUUUUUCUGAAUGCCCAUGCCGAUGUUUCGUUAGGAAUUGGAUUUUAUGAAUCUUCGCAGGGAGAGUUUUACACUCUUGUGUAAACUACAUACCAUUCGUUUAGUUUUUUUCCCUUCAAUUCUGCGUUUAAGCUCGGUUUGAUUAGUAUUGUUUGGGUAUCCGCCGUGUCACACGUCUCUUAUUAACAAUUUUAACUUAUCUUUUAAUCGAUAUAAUAAUAAUAAUCUUC
Molecule: messenger RNA, 3026 nt
Organism: Abrus precatorius (Indian licorice)
Lineage: Eukaryota; Viridiplantae; Streptophyta; Magnoliopsida; Fabales; Fabaceae
Product: branchpoint-bridging protein
Exons: 9
Coding region: 222-2639 (805 amino acids)
Biological process (GO): regulation of mRNA splicing, via spliceosome
Cellular component (GO): nucleus
Molecular function (GO): mRNA binding
Source: RefSeq, a predicted model, not a curated record